Orussus abietinus is the source of this 2669-nucleotide messenger RNA. RefSeq lists its product as uncharacterized. The coding region runs from base 112 to 744 and encodes 210 amino acids. The record is from RefSeq and is a predicted model, not a curated record. The transcript is spliced from 4 exons. Gene Ontology annotation, biological process: NADH dehydrogenase complex assembly. NCBI's taxonomy places the organism in Eukaryota, Metazoa, Arthropoda, Insecta, Hymenoptera, Orussidae.
GUCAUACAGUCAGCUAAGUGAAGCUCUGAUACCAAUAUCGCGUUUUUUUAUUUCCGCAGUUUGUGUUUUCACUUUUAUCUCAAGAUUUAGAAAAGUUUAGGAGGGUUGGAGAUGCCAAAGACUUUGCCAGAGACGUUUUUACGCAGUUUGUUCAUUGGCUUCCUCAUGAGCGCCAUUUUGAUGCAACCAAGUGGCGGGAGUGGCCGGACUCUGUUUGAUUUUACUCAGACAGAGAACGUCAAGAAUUGGAUGGAACAAUCCGACACGGUCAGGACUGUGGGGAAAUCGAAAGCAGUUUUGGCUUUGCAGACCACCCAAAUGUUUCGAAGGGCCAUCUUCUUCACUCUGCUAAAUCCACAGCCCAAUGGGGCUGGUUUUGCAGGAAUGAUAACAGCGACGAGUUUGGAUCUGUCUAAUUACCAGAAGUUCGAUAUCAGAUGCCGAGGUCAGGGCAGCAAUAGUCAUUACAAAGUCCUGCUUCGACAGUGGGGAAUGGAUCCCACUUUGGACGUGACUUAUGAACAAUUGUUCACGGCGCCGAUGUCGAGCGAGGAAUUCUCCAACGUGGUUUUACCUUUUGCGGAAUUUAAACCUUUCUACCGAGGUAGAGAAGUCCCUGAUGCAGAACCUUUGGACACCUCGAAUAUAACAUCAUUUGGGUUACAAAUUUAUGGAGGAGUCUACUCGCCGAUCAAGCAAAGCGGAGUCUCAGCUUUAGAAAUAGAAACCAUCAGUGUAACAUAAAUUUGCAACAGGUCUCAUAAUUGUGAUAUUAACAAUCCAUGCUACAAUUACACCUUUGCAAGUUAAUGUUCUGUCGGUAGCGAUAAGGAAAGAUAAUAUUUACUGAAGGUUUUACGAGGGAAAUUCAAUUCUCUGUUUACCGACGAGGUAUUUGCAUCGAUCCGCCGACCCAUUCACGGUCAUGCCAUCUAAUGAAACUCUAAAGUACUGAUUCGUCGAUGCAUGUACCUUCGAUAAAUAAGUAACUUUGUUCUAAAGGUAAUUCGCGAGUAAAUUCAUCGAACAUUCGCCGGGAUUUCAUGACGAUAGAUGGCCAGUUAAAAGCGAACCGCCGGCUGCAGUAAAUUUAAUAUCCGCGAUAGUACCGAAGAAGAAUCAGCUCCGCGAUUCCCCGUGCAGUCAUUUCCAUAAGUGAUUAAAUUAUGUUAAUUGUUUAAAUGUCAGUAUCGUUGGGACUUCCGGUAUGCGUUUCUAGUUCUUUCCGUUUUCUCUCCCUGCAGUCCGUAUACGACCUCCUCGAGGAUUAGCGCGAUAUUUUUAAUGGCAAAAUGCGAUUUAAAACAUGGGAGAAACUCGACGUAACACUUUGAGAGAAGCCAGUGUGCCGAAUAUAACAAAUGUGCAACACCGAGUUAUGCGAAUUGUGCAUCCACCCGGAAGUCUCGGUCGACUUUCUCAUUCGGAUUCAAAUUUGACUAACAAUGAGUCGACGAAUGCGUCUCGUCAAACGUAAGGAGCAUUAAAAAUACUAAUUCCUGCUAAAGGUAGUCAUUAAGUAAUGGAAACGUUAUAUGCAUGUUGCACACAAAUGCAUUCGGUCAUUUUUAUAAUCCGCACUUAUUGUAAUGCUUAGACAUUUAAUUAUUAUUGCCCGCGUGUUACGAGUGCAGAAAGUGCGAAAAAUUCCUAAUCAAUAAACUGAUCAAUAGAUUGAGGAAAAAUACAAAAGGUGUCCCAUAUAACGUCGUUUUAUAAAUGGAACUGAUGCACGGUAAAAGACCGGAAGUCUAAUAAAAGGCAUUCAAGCAAACGCCAUUCCGUCGUUACGCAUUAAGAAACUUCAUAAGAAUCUGUACAUAAGUUGCGAGAAAAUUUACGUAAAAUGUCUGAAAUGUUUAAAAGAAUCUUUCUCUCGCGGACAUUCUUCCACAGAAAUUGAUCAAACGGUUCCCACGAGGUCGAACCGAACUGGCAAUAAGUAAAGAGAGUCAUGGGUUUUACUGCCACCUUGGUUAUUACUUUAAGGAAACGACAUCUCGUGAAAAGUACAAUGAAACGCAACGACGGCCAUAAAAGGGAUCUGACUAGAGAUGAUAAAAAUUUCCUUGCGAUAAGACCAGCUCGACGGGACUUAUACAUAAAAUGAAGAUGGCUAUUCCUAUUUAACGACAGGAAAACACGCGAGCUCGGAGACAAACUCGUAGAUGUAACUGGUACGGCUACCGAAAAUCGUUGACAUACGUUCCUUAUACAUAUCUAACAGAAAGAGACCUAUGAUCGAUUUCUAGAAAUAGUUCAGCCAGUUCUGAUAUAACUUCGCGAAAGAAUGGUCGCCUCAGCCUCCCGGUGAGAGUUGUUUAUGUAAAACCACAACUAAAACUAAUUAAAAAAACCCCUAAAAAAAAUCUGUAUCUACGAGAUACUGUAUAAAUAAUCCUGCGACGUCCUGGUAAAUGCGCUACGUGAAUACCCGUGUCGAUUUUUAUAAUAGUGACAUUAUAGUUUAAGUAAAGACAUCUAACAAUGAUUUUGAAAGGUCGAAGAUAGAGAUAUAUAAUUCAUUGUACAUGGUAUUGUUAUUUAAACGUGGUCUACGAGAGAUGUUCGCCUUCGCGUUUACACCUAGUUUCUAUGUAUAAAUUUGUACAUAAUCGCGAAACAAAGGUCGCUUAGUUGUUUCCAAGUAAACCGUUAAGUAACGAUUA